AGAAGAAGAGAGUGACCUGAGGACGCAUGCGCACAGUCCCAACAACAGUCAGUUCAGGCGGGUUCAGUCCACAAGCUAACGUCCAAAGAAUAUCAAAAACGGUCAAAAGCCACCGACGUUUGACUCCUGGUACCUAAUUUACUCAAACAGCAUGACGCCUUGCGGGCUGCGAAGCUGGAGCGGCUCGUAUCCGGUAACCGUUGACGAGUAAACUUUGGACCGGCUAACGUUAGUUAGCUUCAGUUGGAGCUAAAGCAGUGUUCACUUGUUCCUCGACUGACGAAGAGGACAAAGAUGUCUCCGGUGUCUGAGGUGGAGGAAGGAGGCAGGCAGGAGCUGGCUCUGACCUGGGAAGACUGUCUGUGUCCGGUCUGUCUGGACAUCUUCAUAGAGCCCGUCACCCUGCCCUGCACACACUCCUUCUGCAAGGGCUGCUUCCUGGAGUCGGUGGACAAGGCGACGCUGUGCUGCCCCAUGUGCAGGAAGCGGGUCUCCAACUGGGCCCGCCGCAACAACAAGAAGAACACGCUGGUGAACCUGGAGCUGUGGAACCGGAUUCAGACCCUCUUCCCUCUGCAGUGUCAGCGCCGCCUGAACGGCCAGGACGCUGAGGAGGAGGACCGCAUAGUUCCCAGAACGCAUCCCAGGGUCUGCCCUCCUGGAGAGCUGCGGCAGGAGUACGAGGAUCAGGUGACCAAGCUGAUGGAGGAGCGGAGGGCUCAGGACGAGGAGGAGAGCAAAGCAAGCGAGGAGCUGAUCCAGAAGCUGCUGGCUGAGGAGCAGCAGCAGCUGCAGGAGGAGAUGAGGAGGAAGGAGGAAGACGAGCGUCUGGCCAAGCUGCUGAGCAACCAGCUGAACUCCCAGGAGAACCUUCGUGUUCCCGACGUCGCUCCGGUCAAGAAGAAGAAGGAGGUCGUUAUGGGACACAUGGACAGGUUCCUGUGUCCCUGCCCUCCGCCAGGCUCCGCCCCCGGCUUCAUAACCAAUAAGGAGAACAUCCUCCUGAUGGAGGCGGAGCUUCACGCGGAGCAGCCCCGCCCACCGGUAUCAUCGAAGAGGAAGAGCUCGGAGCUAGACCCGAUGGAGGAGGAGGAGAUGACCUCCAAGCGAGUCCAGGUGUGCUCCCCACCUGGAGAGGAGCGGCCGCUGCCGGACUGGGAGGCGGAGCUUCAGGUGAGGCAGCAGCAGGAGGAGGACGACCUCCACCUGGCUCUGCUGCUCCAGAGGGAUCUGGACCGGGAGGAGCGACGGAGAGUCACGGACCGGAGCAAAGGCUCCUCUGACCCCUACCUGCUGCGCGCCCAGAGAGGUGGCAUGGAGGAGGCGGGGCCGUCACGCAUGUCUGCAGGAGGAAGAAUACGCCGGAUGCGCAGCAGCUCCGUCAGCAGCUCCGUCAGCAGCUCCGUCAGCUUCCCGUUCCUGCGCUCGGCCUCCUCUACCUCGGUGGUGAGCAAAGGAAGCAAGCAGGUCACUCUGACCGAGAUGUUCCCUCUUCCUCGCUCCUGCUCCUCUGCCUCCGCUGCCACAAGUAACGCAAAAUAAAAUCAUUUUAUUUUGUAACCUGCA
Molecule: messenger RNA, 1566 nt
Organism: Poecilia reticulata (guppy)
Lineage: Eukaryota; Metazoa; Chordata; Actinopteri; Cyprinodontiformes; Poeciliidae
Gene: rnf168
Product: ring finger protein 168
Biological process (GO): double-strand break repair
Cellular component (GO): nucleus; site of double-strand break
Molecular function (GO): metal ion binding; ubiquitin-protein transferase activity; nucleosome binding
Source: RefSeq, a predicted model, not a curated record